Molecule: messenger RNA, 2410 nt
Organism: Rhodofomes roseus
Lineage: Eukaryota; Fungi; Basidiomycota; Agaricomycetes; Polyporales; Fomitopsidaceae
Exons: 4
Coding region: 341-2284 (647 amino acids)
Source: RefSeq, a predicted model, not a curated record
GGCGUGGCUUUCAGUCCCUACGCGAACAUGCGCCAGGAGUGCUAUGGACCCAACUCACCGUUUAAAUACAUAGUGCUCACGCAGGCCUUGUCGACGCCUUCCCAUUGCACUAGGGCAGCUCUACCUAGAAUACGGCGUCGUAAUUACCCGCGAAAUCUGAACACUGUCUCUGGGUUCCUACUGCGUUGUGUCAUCUUCAACCGAUAUAUGCAAAGGGCUCACAAACUAAUAUGUCCUGGUAUAACAGGGAACGCUUUGCGGGUUACAGAGACAUUCUCAUAUCAGGAUACUCGAUCGAGCUCAACCAGAACAAUCGAAUAAUCUGACGUAUUCCCAAAAAAUGGCAUCAUCGGACAGCGAUAGGGAUGGGCAAGACCCCGCCGCAUCGCAGACCGGAUCAGGAUCGUCACCUCCAAUGGAAGGCAACCAGGGCGACAAGGGGCCGGAACCGUCUGCAAAGUACAUAAGCCCUGAUCAAGCAUGGGCCAAGUGCGCCCAAGACGCGUGGAGCGACGAAACAGGUCGAGUAAAGAAAUGGGACGACGAAAUAGACAAUCUACUCGUUUUCGCUGGUCUUUUCUCAGCGAUCCUGACCGCUUUCGUCGUUCAGUACUACCCGACACUACAAACGAAUACUAACACGCAGCCUCAGAUCGUUGUUAUCACGGCCUCUCACCAGACAAACGUCACUUCGACGUAUUCUACCCCCGACUCUGACACAGCUCCGGAUGCAUUUACGGUUGCAAUCAACGCGCUCUGGUUUCUGGCCCUCGUUUUCAGUAUCGCAUCCGCGUCGCUGGCGAUCAGUGUCAAGCAAUGGUUGGCUCAUUACGUUCCCUCCGACUCGGACAUUGGCGACACUCGCCUCCGUCUACACAUCUGGCAUCUACGUUCCCGCGGAUUGGCCCGUUGGCAUGUGCCUGAAAUCGUCGGGAUCCUUCCACUACUGCUCCAGAUCGCGGCGACCUUUUUCCUCACCGGAGUCGUGCUCUUCCUGUGGAAGUUGAACAAAGCAAUCGCAUAUCUGAUAAUCAUCCCCGUCUCAAUAUUACUACUCUUCACCGCGGGGAGCACCCUUGUUCCACUCGUGGAACUCGACUGUCCUUACAAGUCGCCAGUGUCGUGGUGGCUAUGCACUAUCGUCUCACACAUAUUCGAUCAUUCGAACGCACAGCCUGACGCGGAUACCGAUGGCACACGUUCUGCUCCAGGGGAUGAUGCGCUUCCUGGAGCAUACGAAACCGAUUCCCUUCCACGUCCUCGUCGAUCAUCACAUGGGACCGGGAUACCCUCGCGAAUUCUACCUUCGCUGUACAAAUGUGCCGACACGUGCCGGAAAGCACUCCGCCCCUUGCGACGACUUCCCGACGCAUGGAUGGCGGCCAUCCAAGCACGGUCUUGUCGAGCGCAGAGCUGGGCAGACAGAGAACAACAAAUCUGGCGUGCGAACACCACCGGGGAUCUCGUGCUCAAGGAGGGCAUCAUGACCGCGCACGGGGAGCAGGCGAUCUUCGACAACUUCUUGCAGAAUAGACCAAACAUGGUUCGAGUUCGCACAGGCCCCAGGAUCAACGGCUCGGCCUCACCAUCCUUGGCGGUCUUCGAGUUCCUCGCGGACUCGGCCAGCGAGGACUCGUUGCAUGCUAUAGCCGGGGUCGCCGCCAGUGUGCUCAAGACGACACUGACAGCUCGCGAGCAUUCAUAUCCGGAGCACGACACGGCGUCGAUACCUUCGGAUCCGAAUCAGCGCGAUGCAAACGCCAAACUGGAUGCGAAGAUAUCGGAGAUGAUGUCUAUCAUCUACUGGUGUACUCGCACAAUAUCGACAUCGACCGAUGCAGCUACGCAGGCGACGAUGAUUCCAUUUCGUGAGUGGCUAGAUGUACUACCUGUCAGGACCUUUGAGCACGACAAGAUGGUAUGGGACGUCUUGUUCGCCGAACUGUCCAGAUAUCUAGAAGCCCAAGUCGACCCGCAUACCGAGGCAUACAGGGAUUCCAUGGUGUCCGCGAUCAUAGAAACCCUGUUGGGCGUGUUCGUCAAUUUCUUCAACGGUUGCUGGACUCCAUGGGUUCUAGAUUUGGAAGAUCGCUUUCUUGGAUUAUGUGACAAGGCACUCUGCCCUCACCAAACACACAUAAUGGCGCGGAUUAUCAAGGAACGUCCGGAAGUAGGUUUCGGGUUGGAAGUCGCCAGUCGGCUGUCAGCUCAAGGCAUGCUUGUUCCAAUGGAGAGUAAGCCCAACCUAUCGACUUUCACGUUACGGAUCUCAGAUCAUUCAUAGCUGUUACUCUUGUCGUUCGCGUCUCACUCGAGCUCUUACACCAGUUGCGGGGGGGAAAGACGGUGUUGGACACAUGGCAUCAGCUGCUACCUCAAUGCGCAGUCAACUGGAUCGGUGGAUGUAUAC